This is a messenger RNA of Ooceraea biroi (clonal raider ant), 557 nucleotides long. It is a transcript of the gene RpS12, whose product is annotated as ribosomal protein S12. The record is from RefSeq and is a predicted model, not a curated record. NCBI's taxonomy places the organism in Eukaryota, Metazoa, Arthropoda, Insecta, Hymenoptera, Formicidae. Gene Ontology annotation, cellular component: ribosome. Gene Ontology annotation, biological process: translation. Gene Ontology annotation, molecular function: structural constituent of ribosome.
UGCAACUCGUCAACGCGAAGAGUCGCUGGGGUCGCUGGCAUCAAACUGACGCUUACUUCUUUUCUGCCUUCAGCAAAGUUUCCUGACUAGCUCGCAGCAUGUCUGACGUGGAGAAUGAUGAUGUGCCAUCCGCGAUGGCAUCGGGUGGCAGCAUGGAUGUUAACACGGCAUUGCAGGAAGUUCUGAAAAACUCCCUCAUUCACGAUGGUGUCGUGCACGGUCUCCAUGAAGCCGCAAAGGCUUUGGACAAAAGACAAGCCAUGCUUUGCAUCUUAGCAGACAAUUGUGACGAGCCGAUGUAUAAGAAACUGGUUCAAGCGUUAUGCAAUGAGCAUCAAAUUCCAUUGAUCAAGGUAGACAAUAACAAAAAGUUAGGUGAAUGGGCAGGAUUAUGCAAAAUUGAUAGUGCGGGAAAAGCACGCAAGGUGGUAGGCUGCUCGUGUGUCGUUAUAAAGGAUUUUGGUGAGGAUACGCCAGCCAAGGACGUCCUAAUGGAAUACCUCAAACAAAGUGCUGUACAUUAAAACUCUUUUAAUAAAAUAUUUGACACAAAUUUA